AACAAUAGUAUAAUAAUUAUAAAUAUUAAAAUUUAUUUUAUUGCAUAUCAACAAAAAUAUAGAAGAUACACAAAUAAUAAAUUUUUAAUAAUAACAAUAAUAAUAAUAAUAAUAAAAAUAAUAUAUUAAUAUGUUUUUUUGUAUGUGUAAUUUAAAACCAAUAAUUAACAACUAAUAAAAUAAUAAGGCUAUAGAAAAUAUUGUUUUUUAUAUUUUUUUUCAUUCAAAAUUAUAUAUAUUAAACUACAAAAACACCCAAAGAAAAUUAAAUAAUUAGAUAAUUAUAAAAUAAUAAAUUUAUAAGAAAAAGCAAUAAAAUAGUAAUAAAGAUUGUAAAUAGUAGCACAAAUAUAAUAAAAUGAGAAGAAGUCCCCCAAAACCAUGGGAAACUAAUUCAGGUGGAGCAACAGCAACAGGAGCAGCAUCAAGACCAAUGAGUGGUCCCCAAACAGCAACAAGAGUACCAUCACCAGGAGGCACCACAAAUACACAGAAUAAUAGUAGUACUAAUAAUAAUAUAUCAACAUCAACAAAUGUUGGGGGUCCAUUAGUUACAAGACCUCGUACACCAAUGAGACCAUGGGAAACCGGUGGAGGUGGCAGUGGCAAUGAUUAUUAUAAUAGCAGUAGUAGCAUGGGUGGUUAUGGCAGUGGUGGUUAUGGUAGCGGAGGAUAUGGUAGAAGCAGCAUGGGUGGUUAUGGCAGUAGUGGUUAUGGAAGAGAUUCAUAUAGUAGUGGAUACGGUUCAAGUAGCCUCUAUGGAAGUGGUGGUUAUGGAAGUAGUUAUGGUAGUGGUGGUUAUGGAGGUAGCUAUGGCAGUGGUUAUGGAUCGAGCUAUGGCAGUGGUUAUGGAUCAAGUUAUGGUGGUGGCUACGGAUCAAGCUAUGGUGGUGGUUACGGAUCAAGUUAUGGUGGUGGCUAUGGCGGAUAUGGAAAUAGUUAUGGUGGUGGUUACGGAGGUGGUUACGGUAGAGAAAUGGAUGGAAAAGGAGGUGCAUUACAAAGUGUAGUUUCAAAUGGUCAUUCUUGGAUGGAAGCACUUCAUUCAAUUGUCGAUACCUUUUCAAGAUUUUCUAGAUUAUUGGAUGCAAAUUUUGAUGCGGUUCACGGUUCCUUUGCGUCAAUUAUAAGACUAUGCCAAAGUAUGAGCCAUUUUAAUCAUGAGAUUUUAUCUAUAGUAAAAACAUUUACAUUAUUUAGAAUGUUUCAGAGUGUAGCAUCAAGAUUUAUGAAGGUUUUUAGAUAUUUAUUAGGAAAAAAGGUAAAAAAUAGUAACAAUAGUUUAGUUGUAGGAGGUGAUGGUAGUACUGUAGCUGGUACUAUUGCAAACAUGGAUGUUAAAGAUUUUAGAAAUUUUGAAAGAAAGCCACAAUCAGUUGGAACAUUAAUACUUAUUAUAGCAGUCACAUUUAUAGGUGUACCAAUGUUAAUUGGACAAUUAUUAAAUUUAAAAAGAAGAGGACAAAACUCUAGACUCGACAGAACUUGGGAAGAAGGAACCGAACAAACCAAAGUUAAAGUUUUAUACGAUUUUGAUCCAGAAACACCACGUGAUUUACCACUAAGAGUUGGUGAUAUUGUAACUGUAGUUGAUAAACCAUCAGAUGAUUGGUGGUUGGGUGAAUCAAAUGGUAUAUCUGGUCUAUUUCCAUCGAAUUAUGUAACUAUUCUUGAUGAAAAAUCAGAUCAAAAAAAUCAAAUUAAUAAUAAUAAUAAUAAUAAUAAUAAUAAUAAUAAUAAUAAUAAUAAUAAUUUCAACUCCAGUACCGACAGUUUUAGUAGAAAUAAUAGUAAUAAUAAUUUAAAUAAUUUAAGCAGAAAUAAUAGUUUUAAUAAUAAUAAUAAUUGGGAUCAAAAUUCCGAUUUUAAUAAUAAUAAUAAUAAUAAUAAUGGUUUUGACUAUAGCAAUGGUGCCAAUAAAGGUUACAGUAGCAAUACACUUGACAAUAGUCCCUAUCAGUUACAAUCAAAUUAUAGUAAUAAUAUUGUAAAGAAUAAUAAUAAUAAUAAUAAUAAUAAUAAUAAUAAUAAUAAUAAUAAUAACAGACCAAUAUCCCCUCCAAAAUCUCAAAGAUAUAUGGGUGAACCUUCUUUAGAUGAUUAAAAAACUCAGUAUAUAAUAAUAAUAAUAAUAACCAUAUAAAUUAUAAAUUAUAAUUAUAAUAUCAUUUUCCAUAGUUAAUUUUUUUUUUUUGUGCAAAGAAAAAAAAAAUAAAAUAAAAUUGUAUUUAAAUUUUUUUAAAGUGUUAAUUU
Messenger RNA from Dictyostelium purpureum, 2253 nucleotides. RefSeq lists its product as uncharacterized. Gene Ontology annotation, biological process: protein import into peroxisome matrix, docking. The coding region runs from base 359 to 2104 and encodes 581 amino acids. The transcript has 3 exons. Gene Ontology annotation, molecular function: protein binding. Gene Ontology annotation, cellular component: membrane; peroxisome. The record is from RefSeq and is a predicted model, not a curated record. Lineage: Eukaryota; Evosea; Eumycetozoa; Dictyosteliales; Dictyosteliaceae.